Molecule: messenger RNA, 1533 nt
Organism: Truncatella angustata
Lineage: Eukaryota; Fungi; Ascomycota; Sordariomycetes; Amphisphaeriales; Sporocadaceae
Product: WD40-repeat-containing domain protein
Exons: 2
Coding region: 1-1533 (510 amino acids)
Cellular component (GO): Set1C/COMPASS complex
Molecular function (GO): histone binding
Source: RefSeq, a predicted model, not a curated record
AUGCAGGACGCGGCAGCCCCUCAGCCUCCCUCCAAGCGGCGGAGGGUUCUUGACGACAGCGCAGAACCCACCUCUCGAUAUGAUACGCCCGACGAGGGCACCGACAAGCCUUCGCUCCAGGUAUCAAUACGCGAAAGGCCAGAAGAGAGCAGGUCAGCCACUCACAGUCCGGGUCGGAGCCGAAGCCGCAGUCGCAGCCCGAGUAGAAGGCGGAGCAGAAGCCGCGCAUACAGCGACCGCAGCACAUCACGAAGCCUGUCGCCUUCACGGUCGAGGUCAAGUUCGAGAUCAAGGUCAAGAUCGCGCUCGAAUUCCAUAUCGAAAUCAAGAUCGAGGUCGACGUCGCACUUAGACUCGCCAUCUGCCUCGAGGUCCCCUACCCCUGUUUCACUUGGCCCAACCCCGUUGGAAACGCCGCAUCAAGGUACUGCCACCACACCUCUGCCCGAGGAAAGGAUAAGACCAAACUUCAAACCCCGUCUCGCACUGGGCGGCCAUACGAAACCGAUAUCUCAGGUGCGCAUAUCUCCCGACGGGCGGUGGAUAGCCUCGGCAUCAGCCGACGGCACCAUCAAGAUCUGGGAGGUCUCGACCGGAAAACACAUGGACACCCUGGUCGGUCACAUCGCCGGGGUCUCGACGGUCGCCUGGUCGCCAGACUCCAAAGUCCUCGCAUCCGGUUCCGACGACAAGGCUAUCCGUCUGUGGGAUAGAGUCACGGGCAGGCCCAAAAGGUCACGACCGCUGCUGGGCCACCACAACUAUGUGUACUGUCUGGCAUUCUCGCCCAAAGGCAACAUCCUGGCGAGUGGUAGCUACGACGAGGCCGUCUUCUUAUGGGACGUACGGGCAGGCAGGUUGAUGAGGAGCUUGCCCGCGCAUAGCGAUCCGGUCAGCGGCAUAGAUUUCAGCCUGGAUGGGACAUUGGUUGUCAGCUGCAGUACCGACGGGUUGACCCGAGUAUGGGACACCCUCUCCGGCCAAUGUCUCCGCACCAUGGUGCACGAGGAUAACCCACCCGUCACGUCAGUCUGCUUCGCGCCCAAUGGUCGAUACAUCCUCGCCUUCAGCAUGGACUCGUGCCUGCGCCUGUGGGACUACGUGUCCGCUCCGGGCCACGUCAAGAAGACAUACCAGGGACAUCUGAACAAGGGUUUCAGCAUAGGUGGUUGCUUCGGGUCCGUCGACCGCGACCAGAACGCCUUCAUCGCCGCCGCCAGCGAAGACGGCGACAUUGUGCUUUGGGACGUCAAGACCAAGGAGAUCGUGCAGAGGAUCGAAAAGGUCCACGACGGCGUGUGCUUCUGGGUCGACGUGCAUGGAGACACCAUGGUCAGCUGCGGACAAGAUGGCACAAUCAAGGUCCUGCGCCACGAGGGUCCUCGGGUACUACCGAAUGGCGCUGCCGACGGAAUCGUCGCUGAAACCGAGCAAACACAUGAUCAGGUAAGCAUGCCUGUGGUGGAGGGAGAGCAGGAUGCUGCCGACAAAACACCGGCGCAAGACCAAGUUGCGAUCAAGGAGGAGCAAUGA